AUGCGAACCUUCAAUGUGGCGAUGGUUGUGGCUGAUCUGCAAGGGGGACCGGUGCAGGCGGCGCUCGUGGGCCAGGUGCACUCUGAUGGCAGUGGCGACGAAACGAACGAGGAGCUGGGAGACUUCUCCGACCACGGCGGCGACGGCAGGACGAACGAGGAGCAGAAGACUAUCAUCGACAAGGUUCUCGUCGAGGACGGCUGCGAGGGCGCAGAGGAGCAGGAGCAGGACUUCAUCAUUAACCAGGUGCACUACCACGACGGCGACGUCGGGACGAUAGAGGAUAGUGAGGCCAUCGUAUUCGGCACGGCUCUCAACGCGGACGGCGGCGACAGCGCGAGGGCGGAGCAGGAGAUUGUCAUCGACCAGGUGCUCUACGAGGAGCAGCAGCAUUAUACUCCUUUGAAAUCAGGUGCAUUACGGUAA
Molecule: messenger RNA, 426 nt
Organism: Prorocentrum cordatum
Lineage: Eukaryota; Dinophyceae; Prorocentrales; Prorocentraceae
Source: the annotation of a GenBank genome assembly